Messenger RNA from Nothobranchius furzeri (turquoise killifish), 1874 nucleotides. The record is from RefSeq and is a predicted model, not a curated record. NCBI's taxonomy places the organism in Eukaryota, Metazoa, Chordata, Actinopteri, Cyprinodontiformes, Nothobranchiidae.
CCCGUCGCUGUGAAGUCUCGGCAGAGACCGGAGCGGGAGGCAGCUAGGUUCACCGAUGCAGCAGAAAAUUUAGCUCUCCAGAAAUACCGAAAGGCGACCAAGUUCUGUUCACGAUGCGAAUGUGAAGCUCCGACUCUUCUGGAUUAAACCAGUUUUUAUUUAUUUUUUUAUUUUCCUGACAAAAAGAAAAGAAAAAAAGCUUCGCUGUUUUGUUUUGUUCCUGGAGAGCUUAAUUGACCUCAUGAUGAUCGGUAGAGGACUCUUCCUUCUGACGGUUUUAUCCAACUGCGUUCUGUCAUUGCCACUGACUUCAAGCCAGCUGGAGAAUGACGACGUUCAGGUGAUGAAAUGCAUCGUGGAGGCACUGGCAGAUGUUCUGUCGAGGCCACGCCUCAUACCCAUCAGUCAAGAGUGCUUGGUUACCUUGAAAACAGAUGGCAGACUCCUCACCAUCCUCCGUCAUCAUAACUUUCUGAAGGAGCUGCAGGAGAUCGCUGUCGGAGGUGGUCAGGAGAGGGCUCUGCUGCAGAGACUUGCUGACGAUCCGACCCCCACAACAAAAGCACUUCACACCACGGAUGACAAUGCCGAUCGAUCCAUGUUGGACGCCUUGGGAGACCCUGGCGAAAGAUCCGUCCCGUCCCAGAGGAAGAGGGCAAGAGAUGGAAGAGCGGGGAAGGACGAGAGCAGGGAAGAUGACACUUCAAAGGAGGACAGUGAAACCGAAGAGGUGGAAGUGGAGAGGGGAAACGAUGAGGCUGAAAAGGAGGAGGAAGAAGGAUUCGAUAGCAUGCAGGCAAACUCCGAGGAGAAAUCAGAGGAGGAAAAAGAGGCGACGGAUCAGAGAGGCAAGGGGUCUGAUGAGACGAGAGCUCCCUCCAGAAACAAGUCAACAGAAAGGAUGUACAAGGUGGCAGAUGGAGGGGAAAGUAACAGAUCUGUGCUGCUGUCACAAAAACACAACAGCAAAGAGGAGGAGCAUGGGAGGAAAAGAGGAGGCCAGGAGGACCGAAGGCUGAAGAAGAGAGUGAUAAGGAAGGAGGAGCAAGAGGAGAAAAUGCCUCAUCAUUCAAAAGUAGUCAAAGAGGCAGAGGAGAAGAAGAAGAGAGAUGCUGAGAGGAGUCCAGAGGAAAAGGAGCUGCAGAUGAUUGCUCAAAGGUCACCGGAGGAAAAGACAGAGAUGGAAGAAGAAGGAAGCGGCAGUAGAAAGUCAGAGGAGCCUGAGAUUGAAAGCCUGGCAGCCAUCGAGUCAGAACUUGAAAACGUUGCCAAGAAGCUCCACGGGCUGCGACGAGGCUGAAAGAGAGAUCAAUAGAAGUUUUGACGCUGCAACCUGUCUUCUUGUCCUUCUCUGCUUCUCUCUCUCUCUCUCUCUCUCUCUCUCUCUCUCUCUCUCUCUCUCUCUAGGAUGCCACACCACUGCAGACAUUGUUCGUUUUCUUACACAGAGUAGCAUCCUGCAGAUAGAAGCUUAGACGUGGAUACUAACAUCAGGCAAGUGCACAAGUUCUGUGCAGAGCAUACAGAUUUCUAAAAAAAAGAGUCCCGUUAUAGUCUUAUGUUCAUUUCAUCUUUAUGCACAUUUAUCUUUAUUACUUUAACAAUUAACAUUGGUUUAAAUGAAAGGAUUGGGCUAAUCCAGGUCGACAAACACUGUUGGGGUAGUGGUGUACAGUCACAGCUUGUAUAAAGCUCCUUCCAGGAUGCUCUUUUAGUUUCAAAGACAAAGAAAAUAAAAAAAGAUGCUACUGCGAUCCCAGUUGACUCUAAUCAAGCCAAGGCAAUAAGUUUAGAUUUCUAGCAGGUAAAUGAGUUAUAAUGUCAAAUUGUGAUGAAUUUAUGUACAAAUAUAAAAUAAACAAAUUGAUUCGGAA